Empidonax traillii (willow flycatcher) is the source of this 5018-nucleotide messenger RNA. It is a transcript of the gene PRDM10, whose product is annotated as PR/SET domain 10. NCBI's taxonomy places the organism in Eukaryota, Metazoa, Chordata, Aves, Passeriformes, Tyrannidae. The coding region runs from base 1275 to 4895 and encodes 1206 amino acids. Gene Ontology annotation, cellular component: nucleus. The transcript is spliced from 24 exons. The record is from RefSeq and is a predicted model, not a curated record. Gene Ontology annotation, molecular function: protein binding.
CUGAUGGAACUCAUGGAGACCCAGGCUUUGGUAGGAAUGCCCACCAGAGGCAGAUCUGGGGUGUGUUUGGAAGUACAGAAGUCGAAAGCAUCAGCAAAUCCUGCAGCUCGUGAUGCUGUCCCUUAUUGCUGCACAAUUGGCUGAGCUGUUUAUUAUUGUCAUUUCUGUGAAGAACAGCACUAACAGGACCAUUUACAGAAACUCCACCACCGAGCCCCUGAAGUUGGCUCAGCCUUGCUUUUUUUUUCCCCAAGGUUUGCGAUGAGUGCUGACUUUCAGAACCAUGAAAUGACUGUCUUCUGCUUUCCUUUGCGACUCUUUGGUACUAUUUUUUUUUUUUCCAGAGAUGAAUCUUAAUGCCCCGUUUUGUCUAAUAAAGACCCUGCCUGAAGCCUUUGGUCUCCUUUGCAGUGAAGUUGUAAGUUAUCUGUGCCAAAAUGAGUCUGCAGGAGUGAGUCAGCAUCUUCCCUCAGCCCUUCAGUGUCUGCUGGUGGGGAAGGUCAGCCAAAAAUUCUGCUACUUGUUACACCACGUGGAAUUAGCCAGAACUGUGCCUUUCCCUUAAUUCAAUCACUGGUUAAUUUAAUUAUAUUCUUCUUAACAGGUUAAUUAUUUUUUUUUUUUAAAUCAAGCCACCCAAAAUUGAAACUUACAGUGUUUAUUUUUAUUUUUCUAAGCAAUUAGGUAAUUGAUCAAACCACUGGCUAUUGUUAGUGCAAUUAUCUGGAUUGGCUCUUGAUUAAUACUGACAAUUAAGGAAAAGAGCUGUUUGGGAUCAACCAACCAAAGAAUAUCAAGAGGAUGGGUGUUAAAUUUUCCAUAAAAGUUGCUCAGAGUGUGUUAGUGACAUAAAUGCCUUCAUGUGUCACACAGUGGUGAUCAAAUGAGUGCUGGAGGUCAGUGAAUGAGGUAGGAUUAGGUAUGAGAAAAUCCCUGAUUUAAUCCUCAAUAACGUGACAAGGAGCUGGAUAAAAGGUGCUGUGUAGGGAUGGACGAUAUUUAUUUAUAGAUCAGAGCUUGUGUGUUCUGGGACAUGAUAUUUAUCUAAUAAUACUUAUCUGUGAAUGACCCUGGCUUUCACACUUGCAGAGCAAGGCUGAUGUUUAUCCCCCCUAAUUGUUUGCUGUGGUUAAUUUGCUGGUACUAAUGAGAUCCUGAGCUCAAGCGUUGCUCUCAGCCAUGUUGCUGAAGAUCACCUUGUCUUCUGGAAGCAGAAACACAGUGAACAGAUGAAUCCCUGCAGCCAGGCAUUCCUCCAGUAGAUCUCUCUCCUCAUGGAACACCCCAGCAGGGAGGAGAUGGACUUGAAAGAGGAAGGUUCCCAGGUGUGGGCUGAGUCUGCAGCACAGGAACAGAACACUGCUCAGGUGCACUUCGUCCCCGAGGGGGGGGCGGUGGCGCAGAUCGUGUACAGCGAUGAGCAGGAGCGGGGCGCGGCCCAGCAGGUGGUUUACACGGCCGAUGGCACCUCCUACACCUCGGUGGACACCUCGGAGCACACCCUCGUUUACAUCCACCCCGUGGAGGCUACGCAGACUCUGUUUACAGAUCCGUCCCAAGUGGCUUAUGUCCAACAGGAUGCCACCACCCAGCAGGUAACGGUGCUCUUGCCUGCUGCUGCCCAGAGCAUCAACCCCACCAACCUGUCCGUGCUCGGCAGCGCUGCCGACCCCCCCCAGCCCGUGGCUCUGGAGCAGGGGCCACAAGCAGAUAGAGCAUCAUUACCGGUGCAUAACCAGGUGUUACCUCCCAUGGAGGCAGUGGAUGGUUCUGACCCUUUAGCACCUCUGCAGAAUCAGAUGGAAAGGAUAGAAACGAAAGAGGAAGAUGAUGAGGAUGAAGAUGAGGAUGAAGAUGGGGAAGACUCUGACAUGGAUGAGUGGGAUCCAGAUCCACCUCGACCCUUUGAUCCCAAUGAUUUGUGGUGUGAGGAGUGCAAUAACGCGCACCCCUCGGUGUGCCCCAAGCACGGCCCUCUGCACCCCAUCCCCAACCGGCCCGUGCUGACCCGGGCCAGGGCCAGCCUGCCCCUGGUGCUCUACAUUGACAGGUUUUUGGGAGGAGUCUUCUCCAAACGGCGCAUCCCCAAGCGAACGCAGUUUGGGCCCGUGGAGGGGCCCCUGGUCAGACAAACCGAGCUCAAAGACUGCUACAUCCAUCUGAAGGUUUCACUUGAUAAGGGUGACAGAAAAGACAGGGACUUGCAAGAGGACCUGUGGUUUGAACUUUCCAGCGAGGCUCUGUGUAACUGGAUGAUGUUUGUGCGGCCGGCCCAGAACCACCUGGAGCAGAACCUCGUGGCUUAUCAGUACGGCCACCACAUCUACUACACCACCAUCAAAAACGUGGAGCCCAAGCAGGAGCUCAAGGUGUGGUAUGCUGCCUCUUAUGCUGAGUUUGUGAACCAGAAGAUCCAUGACAUAACCGAGGAGGAAAGGAAGGUUCUCAGGGAGCAGGAGAAGAACUGGCCCUGUUACGAGUGCAAUCGGCGUUUCAUGAGCUCGGAGCAGCUCCAGCAGCACCUCAACUCCCACGACGAGAAGCUGGACUUCUUCAGCAGAGCCAGAGGCCGAGGUCGUGGGCGAGGGAAGAGGAGGUUUGGACCAGGCAGACGCCCCGGGCGCCCUCCCAAAUUCAUGCGCAUGGAAGUGACCAGUGAAAAUGGGGAAAAGUGUGAAGAAGGGACACAGGACUUGCUGCAUUUUUCCAGCAAGGGGCAGUUUGAUGAGGCCGGAGCGGCCGCCCUGAACGGGCUGGAGCAGCAGGAACAGACUCCGGUGGCGCCGGAGCCGCCGCCGGCCCUGGAGCAGCCGGAGCCCCCCACGCUCCCGGAGCAGCCGCAGCACGAGGGCAGCGCGGGGCCCACGCAGAGCACCAUGACAGCAGAUGACAUGAGGAGAGCCAAGCGCAUCAGGCUGGAGCUGCAGAAUGCAGCUUUGCAGCACCUGUUCAUCCGCAAAUCCUUCCGGCCCUUCAAAUGCCUGCAGUGUGGGAAGGCCUUCCGGGAGAAGGACAAGCUGGACCAGCACCUGCGCUUCCACGGCCGGGAGGGGAACUGCCCCCUCACCUGCGACAUCUGCAACAAGGGCUUCAUCAACAGUGGGGCCCUCGAGAGCCACAUGAAGUUCCACAUGGACCAGAAAACCUACUCGUGCAUCUUCUGCCCCGAGUCCUUCGACCGCCUGGACCUGCUCAAAGACCACGUGGCCAUCCACGUCAACGACGGCUACUUCACCUGCCCCACCUGCAAGAAACGCUUCCCAGACUUCAUCCAGGUCAAGAAGCACGUGCGCAGUUUCCACUCGGAGAAGAUUUACCAGUGCACGGAGUGUGACAAGGCCUUCUGCCGGCCCGACAAGCUGCGGCUCCACAUGCUGCGCCACUCGGACCGCAAGGACUUCCUGUGCUCCACCUGUGGCAAGCAGUUCAAGAGGAAGGACAAGCUGCGGGAGCACAUGCAGAGGAUGCACAACCCGGAGAGGGAGGCCAAGAAGGCCGAUCGGAUCAGCCGCUCGAAAACCUUCAAGCCCCGCAUCGCGUCCACCGACUACGAGAGCUUCAUGUUCAAGUGCCGCCUGUGCAUGAUGGGCUUCCGCCGCAGGGGCAUGCUGGUGAAUCAUUUAUCAAAGAGACAUCCAGACAUGAAAAUAGAAGAGGUGCCAGAGCUCACGUUGCCCAUCAUCAAACCCAACAGAGAUUACUUCUGUCAGUACUGUGAUAAGGUGUACAAGAGUGCCAGCAAACGCAAAGCACACAUCCUGAAGAACCACCCCGGUGCUGAGCUGCCCCCCAGCAUCCGCAAGCUGCGUCCUGCGGGCCCGGGAGAGCCGGAUCCCAUGCUGAGCACCCACACCCAGCUCACAGGCACCAUUGCCACCCCCCCUGUGUGCUGCCCUCACUGCUCCAAGCAGUACAGCAGCAAGACAAAGAUGGUACAACACAUCCGUAAGAAGCACCCCGAGUUCGCUCAGCUCCCGAACGCCAUCCACGCCCCGCUGGCCACGGCCGUCAUCAGCUCCACCCCCGCUGUGCUGGCCACUGACAGCAGCACUGGAGAGACUGUGGUGACAACAGAUUUGCUGACCCAGGCCAUGACAGAGAUAUCCCAGACCCUCACCACGGACUACCGGACUCCCCAGGGGGAUUUCCAGCGCAUCCAGUACAUCCCUGUGUCCCAGUCCACAACUGGCCUGCAGCAGCCUCAGCACAUACAGCUGCAGGUUGUCCAAGUGGCCCAGGCUACCUCACCUCACCAGUCCCAGCACUCCACGGUGGACGUUGGGCAGCUCCACGACCCCCAGACGUACACCCAACAUGCCAUCCAGGUGCAGCACAUCCAGGUCACAGAGCCAUCCCCAGCAGCUCAGACAUCACCACAGGUUGGAGGUCAGCCUUUGAGCCCCUCCUCGCAACAACCCCAGCAGGAACUCAGCCCCUCACAGAUGCAGACUGCGACGUCGACACCAAACCAGGGCCUGCAGCAGCAGCAGGGCUCCUCAGUCCAGCACACCUAUCUCCCCAGCAAUUGGAACUCCUUCAGGAGCUACUCAUCAGAGAUUCAGAUGAUGACCAUCCCUCAAGGGCAGUAUGUGAUCACAGAGACUGCUGUGGGUACCCCGGUCACCACUGUCAACACAGGGCAAGUGAAAGCAGUUACUCAGACUCACUACGUGAUCUCGGAGGGUCAGCCCGACCUGGACAAGCAAACAUCCUCUCUGCCCAGCGAGGUGCAGGUGGGUGUUUCCCAGCCCCCGGCGCCCCCAGAGCCCCUGGAGUCCCAGCCCAGCAGCCAACAGCAAACCACCCAGUACAUCAUCACCACCACCACCAACGGCAGCGGGGGCAGCGAGGUACACAUCACCAAACCCAGGACCUUCUCAGCAGAGCACGAGUGAAGCCCCACGGGGUCAUCUGCUUGUCUUGUCACCUCCCCGACAGCCCAGAUGUGGGGGUGCCCUGGGGGCUCCGUGUGUUUUGAUCUCUGUUCACUUACCUUCAGCUAAAAUCUUGGAGCUCUU